AUGUUAAACAGCAACCCUCUAGAACUUAUUUAUAGCAAUGAGGAUUUUGCUACAUAUCUGCACUACAAUGGAACCAGAACAACUCCUGGUUCGCUCCUGGCUUCAAGCGACAUCAACGAGCAUGCAAGCGACAUCAGUGAGCACACACACCGCAAAAUAAUUGAUGAUCCUGGUUUUCUGGUCACAAACCAGGAACGAACUUCACGUAUGUCCCCUCGACUUCAACAACAUCCUGACAAACUUUGCACUGCUAUCACGAAUAUUAUGAUCAGAUGUGCAAAGAAAAUUAUUCCCCGUGGCAAGACUAAAUACUAUCGAGUGUUCUGGUCUGAACACUUUGAGGAAAUGAAAAGAAAGCGGGACGCCCUUCACAAUACUGCUAAACAAACUGGAAGAAUGGAAGAAGUAAAAGCCUGGAGACGACAGUCAGCUGUCCUAAGACAAGUCAUCUUACAAGCUAAACGGGCUUCCUUCAACGAAUUCAUAUCAAAUAUCAACUAUCAAAGUGAUGGCCAAUACACUUUCAAAUUCCUGGGUAACCUCCAAAACAAACCAAUCAGACCAUCAACACCAAAUAAUGUACUUACUGAACCCUUCAGACCUUGCAAACUAAAUGCUGCGAUAAAACAGCUCAAGUGCAAGAAGUCUCCUGGCGUCUGCGAUAAAACAGCUAAAGUGCAAGAAGUCUCCUGGCGACGAGCUCAAGUGCAAGAAGUCUCCUGGCGAAGACGAAUGGGACCAAAAGCCAAGGAAAGCAUGCUGACACUUUUCAACAAAAUCUGGGAGACUAGUCUCGUAACUCCCCAAUGGAGAGUUGCUUUGGUAAUACCAAUACUCAAAAAAGGCAAAGACCUUAGCAACUUUGACAACUAUAGGCUUAUCCUCCUCACAAGCAUGUUGGCUAAACCUAUGGAAAGAAUGGUUAACAGGAGGCUGACCUGGUUCCUUGAGGCCAACAAUAUUCUUAGAAACGAAAAUGCAGGUUCUAGGCCACAAAGAUCAACGAACCAACAAGUAGUCACUUUCUCCCAAAACAUCAAAGAUGCCCUUGAUGCAAGAAAUACCCCUACAGCUGUUUACGUCGAUUUCAAAUCAGCAUAUGACUUAGUAUGGAAAGAGAAACUAAUUCAAAAAUUGGCAAAGAUUGGUAUAAAGUAUAACAUGCUAAACUGA
This is a messenger RNA of Rodentolepis nana, 1173 nucleotides long. The record is from the annotation of a GenBank genome assembly. Lineage: Eukaryota; Metazoa; Platyhelminthes; Cestoda; Cyclophyllidea; Hymenolepididae.